Paramecium sonneborni is the source of this 1464-nucleotide messenger RNA. NCBI's taxonomy places the organism in Eukaryota, Ciliophora, Oligohymenophorea, Peniculida, Parameciidae. The record is from the annotation of a GenBank genome assembly.
AUGUAUCAAACAAAUUAGAAAGUUUCAAAUAACUUAGAUAUGCGUAAUUCUAUUUUCUCACCUGAUACAAAUGUAUGGAUCACAAAUACAAACUUUGUUUCUUAAUAAAAUGCUUAGGUUGUGGUUAAAUAUUAAGAAAAAGUUAAAGAAAAAAAUUUAUAGAUUGGAACACAACAUAUUAAAUAUUCAAGAAAUGUAUAUAUAGAAUUUACAUUAGAAAUAUAUCUCAUUUUAAGAGGCCUUUUUGACAAUUUUAAGAAAUUAAGAUAGUGAAAUAGUUGGCUUUAAAUUGGAAAAAAAUAGCAAAAUGAUUGAGUUUUUUGGUCAAAUAAAAAGUUGGAUAGGUAUAUUGAUGAAAGAAUGUAUCAGUUUAGAUUUUAUUUCGAAUUUUCAGAUAUUACGAUUGCUUGGGAGUGGAUCAGCAGCUAAUGUAAGAAAUAAAAUAAAAUUUAGGUUUAUUAAGUGCAUUCUAAGAUAGAUAAUCAAAACUAUGCAAUAAAAGUGUUUGAUAAAUCCUUAUCUGAAAAAGACCCAACUAUCAAAUAAUCAAUAAAAAUGGAAAUAAAGAUAAUGAGAUAAUUAAAUCAUCCAAAUAUCAUUCAAUACAAAGGUGUUUUUGAAUCAAACACUUAAAUUAUACUUGUUUAAGAAUAUUUAGAAGGAGGAGAUUUGAAAAAUAUAGUUGGAGAUGAAAAAUUAAAUGAAGAAAAGGCCAAAUAAAUAUUAAAAUCUAUUCUAUAAGGAGUAUGUUAUAUGCAUAAUUAUGGUAUAUUUCAUAGGGAUAUAAAAAAAUGUAAUUUAAUGUUAAGGACAGCAAACAAUUUUAAUUCUCUUUGUUUAAUAGAUUUUGGGUUAGCCGAAAAAGCUAAUGAUGAGAAUAAAUAUUUAUAUAAAUAUUGUGGAACUCCUGGUUGUGUAGCUCCAGAAAUUUUAAGAAAAUAAACAUACGGUUUAAAAGUAGAUAUGUAUAGUAUUGGAAUUUUGGGUUAUUAAAUUUUAUUUGGUAAGGAUCCAUAUUAAUCAUCAUCGACAAAAGAAACAAUUAUGAAAAAUUUUCUAGGUCAUAUUGAUUUUUUAAAUGUCCCUGAAAUAUCUAAUAAUGGAUUAUGUUUUUUAAAAUUAUUAUUAUAAGAUGAUCCAGUAAAUAGAUUAUCAGCUAAAUAAGCCUUAAAGCAUCCUUACUUAUAAAAUGAAGAAUAAAGAUUUGUAGUGAGAACCAAUGUUGAUGUCAAUAAAAGAAAAGCUUAAUCCCCAGUACUCAAGCCUUUAAUCUUUUAGAGUUCAAGAAAUUCAUCACAAAAUGGUAGUCCUAAAAUACUGAGUUCUAAAAUUUAUUAUAAAGCUUAGGCAAGUCCUUAUUAUUAAAAUGAGAAAAUUGAUAAAUUUUCCAACUCAGAAAAUUAUGGAAAAUUAUCUUCGUCUUGGUAAUUCAAAAAUUCUUUUAAAAAAUUGAAUACAAAAUGA